This is a messenger RNA of Pieris rapae (cabbage white), 3340 nucleotides long. Its product is annotated as discoidin domain-containing receptor 2-like. The transcript has 18 exons. Gene Ontology annotation, cellular component: signaling receptor complex. Gene Ontology annotation, biological process: cell surface receptor protein tyrosine kinase signaling pathway; protein phosphorylation; multicellular organism development. Bases 170 to 2959 code for a protein of 929 amino acids. The record is from RefSeq and is a predicted model, not a curated record. Gene Ontology annotation, molecular function: collagen binding; ATP binding; protein tyrosine kinase collagen receptor activity. NCBI's taxonomy places the organism in Eukaryota, Metazoa, Arthropoda, Insecta, Lepidoptera, Pieridae.
CAGAGCAGUGCCACUAUAAGCUCUGGAAACCUAGAUUCAAUGACGUAGCAUGUCACCUGGGGCCAAAUUUUUGUUAGACUGAGUGCUGUGGUUGUUCGCGAAAAUGACUUUGUAAUUAUUAACGCUAUGUAUCGAGUUCCUGUGAAGAGGGGUUGAGUAGAAAGGCAAAAUGUGGCGAAUAGCGCCACUAGUGAUACGGCUCCUGGCUGUGUCACUGGUGGCGCUGGUGCUCGCCGACCCCGGCCCAGGCGGGACCGGCCUGGUAUCCCGUAAACCGGAUAGACCCGAGCGUCCGGUACGGGCCACUGGACCCCCUCGCCGCCAGGGACGAAAGAAGAAACGCACUACCACUACAACCACUGUGGAACCGGAUGAGGAAGAUGAGCAUACCACAAUUCCAACUACCACUAUAGAUCCUCGGCUCUUCGAUCACACCGAGACUGGAAACUGUGAGGUGCCACUUGGUAUGGAGAACGGCAAGAUCUCUAACGAGUCGUUAUCUGCCAGCUCCAGUUACGACCAGAGUGUAUCUCCACUCAGCUCAAGAAUCCGGACUGAAAUACGCGGCGGUGCGUGGUGUCCCAACGGCCUGAUACUAGCGCAGAGUCGUCAAUUUCUCGAAAUAGACCUCCACGCUGAAUACUUGAUCACGGCUACUGAAUCACAGGGAAGAUUCGCCAACUCCAUCGGCGUUGAAUUCGUUGAAAGUUACUCAGUGGAAUAUUGGAGAGAGGCGCUCAGCCGCUGGGUCAAGUAUAAGGACUUUAAUGGCAGCCGACUCUUACCUGGCAAUGUCAACACGUACACCCCUAGAAAAACAACUUUGGAAGCGCCGUUCAUAGCGUCGAAGGUUCGAUUCUUUCCAUACGCAGCGCACCCACGGACGGCCUGCAUGCGGGUAGAGCUCUAUGGAUGUCGUUGGAAACAGGCUCUUGUCGCGUACGCUGCGCCCAAAGGUUGUGACAUGCAAGCGAUGACAGGCGGCGCUCGCUUCGAGGACUUAUCCUAUGAUGGAAUUGUACACGGAAAUAAUCUAGUGGACGGUCUCGGUCAGAUCACUGACUCCUUCACUGGACCCAACGACUUUGAACUGCCUGAUCCGCUAGACACUCGAGGUACCCGAUGGGUGGGCUGGAACAAGUCGAUGUCAGUGGAUGAUGAAGUUGAUAUCACGUUUAACUUUACGGACACAAGACUUUUUCAUUAUGUAGACAUACACACAAACAACAUGUUUACCAAGGACGUUCAGCUUUUCAAAGAGGCAGAAGUCUACUUCUCUCUGGAAGGGGAGCGAUGGCAGGAAGAUUAUCUUUCCUACGAACCCAAGCAAGACAAAGUGUCUGAACACGCCCGUGUCAUUCACAUAGACCUGGAAAACCGUACUGCAAAACAUAUUAAGCUUAAACUGAAGUUUCAUCACGAAUGGAUUCUAAUCAGCGAGGUCACAUUUAAAUCAAUUCCAACAGUUGUGAAUCAAUCUAUAGAAUUCCUAGAUGAAUACUAUAGGACAGACACGCCGCCGACGUCAAGAAAGAAACGCAAUUCAUCUCUGAAAGUUUCCGUUGGCCUCGCCUGCGGUGCCAUUGUGGGUGGUGGAGCAUUCAUAGCGGCCACAGCCAUUCUCGCGACGAAGCGAGCUAGGCGAAGAAUUCCAAACAUGCUCAAAAAGCCGUUCUGUCCCUCCCUACGAAGCAAUGCACGAAACAAUCGACGUGCGCCCCGUCUUGCAUUAGCCCUUGCAAAUUGUCCGCCAAUACACAUGCUUCGCAGUCCAGCCAUUGUGGAUGAAGACUAUCGAGAACCCUACAAUAUAUGGCGAGAGACACUUGGACGUCAAAAACGUGAGAGCCAUGACCAAAAUGAAUAUAACGAAAUAUGCGAGGAUCCGGAAUUCCCUCGACCCUACAUGAUGAAACGGGCCGACCCUCACGAGAGCUUCUAUGCUGCCACAGACAUUAUUCACCAUACGUACCCGGAUGAACGGCUGAAUCGCCGAGAGAGGCCCGCCCCAGGGCUUUUCACCUCUAUAAAACUACCUGAAGCCGAGCCCCCAAACGGGGUGGCGCCCCUGCUGGAUUUCCCGCGGGGGCGCAUGCGACCAGUUACUUUCCUUGGCGAGGGACCACAUGGCACUCUCCAGAUUUGCGAGACGGAUGGCAUCGAGGAGCUGAGCGACGAGGAAUUACCGAGUGGCGACCGCCGUCGUUUGGUCGUUGUGAAGACGCUUUGGCGCGGCUGCCAUAGCGAUGUCAAAGCGGCGUUUGCCCGCGAAGCAACAUGGGGCGCUGGGCUGAAGCACCCACAACUAGCCCGUGUGCUCGGUCUGAGCCUCUUAGAGCCUCCAUGCGCGGCACUCGACCGUGGCGAUGCAGUCCCAUUGACUACGAUUCUGAAGAUGGAACGGAGAUUGAAUUAUGCGAGUUUGAUACACAUAUGCUGCCAAAUAGCCAACGGCAUGAAGUAUCUGGAGUCAUUCGAGUUAGUACACAGAGAUCUCGCAGCAAGAAACAUAACAGUUACCAACGAUCUGAACAUUAAAGUAUCCGACUAUGCUAUGUUCUGCGAGGAGUUUAUUGGCGAUUAUCACAUUAUGGCAAAUGGAAUUCGAGUACCACUUCGGUGGAUGCCGUGGGAGAGCCUGCUUAUGGGUAUGUGCUCACCCGCAAGCGAUGUUUGGUCAUUUGGAGUCACAGUCUGGGAGGUGCUCACAUACUGCGCAGCGCAACCUUUUGAGGAGAUGAACGACGAUCAGGUUGUUGCAAAUGCAAGCCAAUGGCGAUCCGGCGGCCGCGGCGCACGAGUCCCGGCCGCUCCUCUACCAAGAUGCCGACGAGAACUUUACGAUUUAAUGCAUGAAUGCUGGCGACGCGAACCAAUGCAACGGCCGCGUUUUAACGACUUGCACCGCUUCUUGGAACGUAUGACUCAGGGGUAUAAACCACCAAUGCAACGCCCUUAAGUGUGUUUCAUUGGAUGUUUAUUAGUAUUAUCUAUUAAUUAGAUGUACGUCUAAAUGGUCUAAUCACUUCUGUAUCUGAUAAUGUUUGAACUAAUCUUGUUAUACCCACAUGCAGCCAUACCAUUUCAUGCUUUUUUUGGCUGAUUUUUUAAGACGUUGCUAAACUCUAGUUGCAGUAAAUAUCAUUUACUUCAGUAACGUCUUUAAUAAUUAUAAACAAUUUUAAUUAAUACAAAUUAAAUUUCACAAGGCCGGCAACGCACUGGCGUUUCUUAAAUUGUCUAUGGGUGGCGGUAUCAGUUAACAUCAGGUGUACCCUCUUAUAUAUCUUUAAUAAAUCAGUAUUGAAAUUGUUCACCCACUAAAAUUGCCUUCGAUUAA